Molecule: messenger RNA, 540 nt
Organism: Klebsormidium nitens
Lineage: Eukaryota; Viridiplantae; Streptophyta; Klebsormidiophyceae; Klebsormidiales; Klebsormidiaceae
Source: the annotation of a GenBank genome assembly
CUCGUGUAGGCAAGCCAUGACGAGGAGUUUUCCAAAUUUGGAUUUUGGGAAGAAGGAGCUCGAGCGCUACAUUUCUCCAUGUACCAGAACGCUGCAGAAGCGUUCACUCCAGCGCCUCGGGCCUGCAAACAUGCGCUUUCUCCAUGGAAGAAGUGUCCUCCUUCUGCUUUUACUCAUCCUUGCAUUGACUGCGGACGAUAGCCAGGUCGCAGCUGCCCGGCAUAGACAGCAAGGGAAACAUGGAGCUACCAAAAACAGGUCACACAAGAAGAAAGCCCCCAAGGUCAUUCAAUUGAAGGAGCUGAUGUAUGAUCUGAGCUGCCAAGACCACGAGCUCGCGUCGUCAUUGGACAGCUCUAGCUGCCGUGGGGUGGGCCAACAUCGACAGAUGUACUGCCCCCGCAACAAAGGGGAGGACCUGUCAAACCUGGACACUGCUGCCGCAAAAGACUCAGAGUGCAAGGAGGCCUGGGUGACAGUGCUGGCAGACGAUGCAUUCCUGCCUGGAGUCCUGGUGUUGUUGCACUCUAUUAGACAGGU